GGAGGGGCAGGGGGCUGGUGGGCGGGCGUCGUUGGUCGCCUAGGCCGGGCGCGAGCCGGGGAGUGAGGUGCUCGGCAGUGGUUGUAGCGAGCUGGGAGGCUGCAGCGGCCCGUGGGUGAGAGGGAGCCAUGAAGCACUAUGAGGUGGAGAUUCUGGACGCCAAGACACGGGAGAAGCUGUGUUUCCUAGAUAAGGUGGAACCCAAUGCCACCAUUGCCGAGAUCAAGAACCUCUUCACAAAAUCACAUCCCCAGUGGUACGCUGCCCGGCAGUCCCUGCGGCUGGAUCCCAAGGGUAAGUCCUUGAAGGAUGAGGACAUUCUGCAGAACCUGCCUGUGGGGACCACAGCCACGCUUUACUUCCGGGAUCUGGGAGCCCAGAUCAGCUGGGUGACGGUAUUCCUGACAGAGUAUGCUGGUCCUCUCCUCAUUUACCUACUGUUCUACUUCCGGGUACCCUUCAUCUAUGGUCACAAGUAUGACUUCACGUCUAGCCGGCACACUGUGGUUCAUCUUGCCUGUAUUUGUCACUCAUUCCACUACAUCAAGCGCUUAUUAGAGACGCUGUUUGUUCACCGUUUCUCCCAUGGAACAAUGCCCCUGCGUAACAUCUUCAAGAACUGUACCUACUACUGGGGCUUUGCUGCCUGGAUGGCCUAUUAUAUCAACCACCCUCUCUAUACUCCCCCAACAUAUGGGAGUCAACAGGUGAAACUAGCACUUGGCAUUUUUGUGCUCUGCCAGCUCGGUAACUUCUCCAUUCACAUCGCCCUGAGGAAUCUGCGCCCAGCAGGUUCCAAGACCCGGAAGAUACCUUAUCCAACCAAGAACCCCUUUACAUGGCUCUUCCUGCUAGUGUCAUGUCCCAAUUACACAUAUGAGGUGGGGUCCUGGAUUGGGUUUGCCAUCAUGACCCAGUGCCUCCCAGUGGCUCUCUUCUCCCUUGUGGGCUUCAUCCAAAUGACCAUCUGGGCCAAAGGAAAACAUCGAAGCUACCUGAAAGAAUUCCGGGAUUACCCCCCGCUGCGCUCUCCCAUCAUCCCCUUCCUUCUCUAAACUGCCCUCUCAGUGGCCUCUCCCCUUUGUGAUGAUCACUGGGCAGCUUCUCAGCCCCUGCUUUUGGGCCCUCCUCUUCCCCUGCCAUUGACCGGGGGCCAGUUCAGCUGUUGCCUGGGCAGAGGGCUUGGCCCUCUCCUUGUUUCCUGACUGAAACAACAUGGGCUCUGCAGAAGGGAUACCGGCCUUAGGUGGUUGUGUUUUCUGGCUACAGGAAUAAAACACAUUCUGAUUCCAGGA
Molecule: messenger RNA, 1295 nt
Organism: Dromiciops gliroides (monito del monte)
Lineage: Eukaryota; Metazoa; Chordata; Mammalia; Microbiotheria; Microbiotheriidae
Gene: TECR
Product: trans-2,3-enoyl-CoA reductase
Exons: 13
Coding region: 129-1055 (308 amino acids)
Biological process (GO): very long-chain fatty acid biosynthetic process
Molecular function (GO): oxidoreductase activity, acting on the CH-CH group of donors
Source: RefSeq, a predicted model, not a curated record